Mizuhopecten yessoensis (Yesso scallop) is the source of this 4289-nucleotide messenger RNA. RefSeq names its product coiled-coil domain-containing protein 146-like. The transcript has 21 exons. Lineage: Eukaryota; Metazoa; Mollusca; Bivalvia; Pectinida; Pectinidae. Gene Ontology annotation, cellular component: cytoskeleton. The coding region runs from base 170 to 3049 and encodes 959 amino acids. The record is from RefSeq and is a predicted model, not a curated record.
AUUGCUAUUUAUGCCGCCAUGAUGGUCUUGAAUAAUUGAUGUCAACGAUCAUCAUCAAUUUUCACCUGUGCAUCUGCACGCAAGAAGGAUACUUGAGAUCUCACCAGCCUCGCAGUAUUAGAAGGACAACACGAAUUGUCUGUACAGUACAGUACUCAGUCGAUCUACUAUGAGUGAUCGUGGUAGUGAUGAAGAAAGAGAUGAUGAAAAAGAAGAAGAGGAAAGUACAGGCCAGAAAUAUGAGACGGUUAUCUCUGCUUUGCCUCCAAGGGUUGUUCAGCAGGAGGAAAGUCAGGUGGAGGUAUCAGCAAGCCCUGCCUUCCAGUGUCUUGAUGAGCUGUUUCAUGAAGGCAAACUUACAGGAACAAAAGUUGCGCUUUUGAAAGCAAAGUAUACUGAUCUUCAUGAAACUCUUAAAAAGACUCGGGAGAGUGAGGCUUCCCUACUGAAUACUGCCAAAGAUCACACCGUUGAAUUGGAAAGACAGAGGUCUGAACUUGAAAAGGGAGAUAACUUUCCGGACAGUUCCAACACAGAGGUCACCAAAAUGAGACAGCAGCUAAUGAAACACAACAAUGAAUAUGCCCAGAUCAAGGAACGAGAAUACCAACAGCAGUAUGAGCUGGAGACGUUGUCAGAAGAGAAGAAAAUAAUGGAGAGAGAAUAUUCAAGAAUGCCAAAACAAGGGGAGAUUGAAAAGAAACUGAAGGAAAUACAGGCUGCUAGCGAGGAUAUGAAGAAAGAGAUUGUGCAACGUCAAAUGGAGAAUAAGACACUCCGUGAGGACAUGGACACGACCCAUCGGCAGUGUGUUACUGAACAAAAAGAAUACGACCAGCUCAAGUCAGAGAUGGAAAAUCUCAAGGGUGACCUUGUACAAAUCAACACACUUCCAAACCAGAUAGCCAAAGAGGCUGACAAGUUGCACAGACAAAAGAUCGAGGUGGAAAAAAAAUUAACAAAACUAGAUGAGGAAUACCAAGAGAUUCUUGAAGAAUCUAAAGGUAUGGAGGCCAAGAAGAAUGCAUUACAGACAGAAAAGUUUGAUACCGAGUCAGAACUUGCUAAAACAAGGGCCAUGCUUGACCAAAAAGAGCGAGAAUACAACAUGCUUAUCAAGGAUUUUGAGUUUGCCAAGGACAGAGAAGCUGUACUCAUGGGAGACAGGUCAACGCUUGACAUGAGUUUGAGACACAUACACUUGGAAAAGAAAAACACACACGAUGUUCAUUCAAGAAAGAGUCGAGAAAAGGAUAGGGACCUGAGAAAUUUAAAGAAGGCUGAACUUCAGUUUAAAGUUGCUGAAGAAAGCCUGGCACACACAAAGUCAGUUAACGAAAAAGUCAAAGGUCAAAUUGAUUCCCUGCCAAAAGAUGAUGGUACUCUACAGAAGAAGAGGGAGGAACUAGCUAAGGAAGUAGAACAUACAAAACGUUCUCUGGCUCAACAGAACAAUCUGACAGCAGUGGAACACGUGAAGCUAGAAGCGAGUGCAGCUGAAGAACAGAAUCUGUUAUAUGAUCAGAGUGACCUGAGGAUAGAGGUGGUCGAACUUACUCGACUCGCCGCCAUAAAGGCUGAUGAGAGAGAACAAAAAGCCAGGGACUUUAUGAGGGCAGAAAUGAGAUUCCACAAAGCCAUUGAAGACCUGAAAACCAAGGAGCUUCAAAUACAGGACCAUCACAAAAAACACCAGGAGAUGCAAAUAAAGUUGAAAGAGUUUGCAAAGUUGUAUGAGUUGAUUAAGAACGAGAGGAAUAAGUGUGUGAAUCUGAUACAGACGAGUACACAGAAGGCGGCGGAGAUGAAGGAGAAGAUCAAAAUCCUACAGAAUGAGAUGGAAAUUCUACGCACUGCCGUCAUGCAAAAAGACAGAGAGUUACAGAAACACAGAUUAAAACACAUGAACAGUAUUGUGAUGAGAGACAGCUUGAGAAACGAAGUGGCUAAACAAUCUAACAUUUACAACGACAUGAAAGCUACAGUGGAACAGCAGAAAAUGGACUUAAAUAAACUGAACAAUAUGAUGAACGCGGGCGAGGAGGAGAGCACGCGACUGAGAAACAGAUACUCCAAGGAGGAACAGAAACGAAACGACAGAGGUUUGAAGCUGAUAGAAAGAGAAGAAGAAGUGUGCAUAUUCUACGAAAAAGUGAACAUUGAAGAACAAAUGAUAAGGAAUGGUAAUGUGGAGCUGCAGGCCAAGGAAGAGGAGAUCCGUUUCCUUAAGAUGCAGCUGAACGAGGAGAAACGCUCCAUAGAACUGUUGAGGAAAAACAUGCCACACAAACAUGCCCUGGAGCAAGAGCUUGUCACCCUGCAGAUACAGCUACAACAGUGCCAGGACCGCAUGCUGGACCUGGAGAAGGAGCUGGAGAACCCGUAUGAUGAGACACGUGUUCGUUCACUGGAAGGCAAGGACCUGCCACCAGCUGAGUUACAGGACAAGAUUGAAAACUUGGAAAUGAGACUUGCAGAGAAGGAGGAACUUUUGUUGGAGAAGGACCUGAUAUUUGAGCAGGUACAACGACUUGCAAGUCGAGUCAAGGUGAAGGCCGAGGACGGCAAAGAUGAUACACUUGGACUUGCCAAAAAUGUGAAUGCAUUACAAGCAAAAAUCAAGGAUGCAUACAGGAAGAUGAGAGGCCUGGUGGCAGAGCUCUCUAUGAACACAGCGACAGCACUUCAGCUGCAACAGGCUCUGAAGGAGAAGGAAGCAGACCUAGAACAGUGCUACAUCAGAAUGGAGAAGGGUGAGCCGCCAUGUGAUGAGUAUGAACAUGAUUGGCAGCGCCUCAUGUCAAUUGAAGACAGAAUCCUGAGAGACAGAGAGGAGAAUAGAUUGAUUCAGGAGGAGGAAGAGCAGUACAAGAUUGCAGGAGGGACAACCACCACGGCCGACCCCCGACCCAACGCCUACAUCCCUGAUGAUGACAGUGAACUUCCCAUUCCCAGGCCUUAUGGCAGACAUGCACCCUUCAAACCCACAGAGGCAGGAUCUACAAUGCGGCACAUUCGUAAACCUGUACCUAAACCUAUUGAAAUAUAGACCCUUCUCCAUAUGUUUAAGUUAUUUCACAGAGGUAGAUCACAUAUACCCCCCCUAAAACACCUGAAAGUAUGAAUAUCAGUAAAUUUGAAAGGCUACUGUCUGAUUUUUUUAUACUGAUGCCUUCAGCUUUCAACUCCCACAGAGAUUCUCAAUAAAGAAAACACAUCUAGACCGAAAACUGUAAAAGGUUUUAAUCUGAUGCUGGGAUAUAGACCGCUAGGAGGACUGUGUUGGCAACCAGAACUAUACUGUGAGGAGGAGAUAUCACAUCAAUAAAACGAUGGAUCUACCCACAGCAUUUCAUUUCAUAAGUGCAUUCUAGGACAGGAACUAUAUAAAAGGAGUGCUAUUCUUUGCCAGUGCCUUGAUCAUGUAUCAGCAUUGUUUGUGUGUGCCUUGAUGAUCGGCACAUAGAGUUAGCUCACUAUGAGGUAGUGCUCUGAGAACUAUCUUCACACAAUAUGUAUACCUAAUGAUUCUCCUUUAUUCUUGUUAUAUGUUGAUAAUCUAGCAUUUCAUUUUAAACUGAAAAACAAAUUAAAAAGGGUUGUUGACAAGCCUUUGAUACCAAUUCAUUUAAACUUGUUUAGUUUAUAAUGAAAUAAUGGUGAAAGCAUUGAUCUGUGAUAUAUUUAAUUAGGCAAGGUUUUUAAAAAGAUAUUUUAGGACCGUUUCUUCAUGUUGUUCAAGAAGAUGUUAUAACAAUUAUUUCAGCCUCAGCAUUUGUCUAAAAAUCAUGAAAAGAAGGCUUUUUUUACUAUUAUGUUUAUUUUUUGUUUUUGUUUUGUUUAGUGGUUAGAAAGAAAACCCAAUUAUAUAAUAAACCCAAGUAUAUUUCAAUCACAUGAACAAACGGUUCCUGUACAUUGUGUAAUAGGAGGUUACUGAUGGGUGAAGCAAUGCCGAGGUUUUCUCAUCUGUGAUGAAUAUUUGUGAUACGUGUGAGAGUAAAAGAGGAUGUUUAGCCCUUCACGGACAGACAGUUUAUCACACCAAUGACUGUUAGAGCAGGCAGGUGUUGCUAUAUUUUCUGAUGUUUACUCUGUAAUAAAAACAAUGUAUACAAGUAUUUAUGAUGUAUAAGCUUUAAGGUGUAAUUUGUCCUCUUGUUGUGAAGGGCCUUACGAGUGUGGAUGUAAAUAUGUAAAUAGUCACAUGUAUAUAUGUAUAGUAUCGGAGGACAUACCAGUGUACUACUGUGCAUGUCUUUUCAAAUGAAAUAAAGAAAUAAAAUUAU